Yarrowia lipolytica CLIB122 is the source of this 609-nucleotide messenger RNA. RefSeq lists its product as uncharacterized. NCBI's taxonomy places the organism in Eukaryota, Fungi, Ascomycota, Dipodascomycetes, Dipodascales. Gene Ontology annotation, biological process: Rho protein signal transduction. Gene Ontology annotation, molecular function: Rho GDP-dissociation inhibitor activity; protein binding. The record is from RefSeq and is a predicted model, not a curated record. Gene Ontology annotation, cellular component: membrane; cytoplasm; cytosol.
AUGUCUCAGCAGCAGCAUCUGGAAGAGGAGGAGGAAGAGGAAUUUGUUGACACCUAUGUGCCUGGCGAGAAGAAGUCCGUGGCGGAGUACGUGAACCUGGACGCUGAGGACGAGUCUCUGCGAAAGUGGAAGGAGGCUCUUGGAAUCACCUCCAACGUGGCAGGCCAGACGGUGGGUGAUCCUAACGACAAGCGAAGGGUCGUGAUCAUGGAGAACAGAACCUAUCUUGGUGAUGACGAGCCCAUCGUCAAGAACCUGGAAGAUCCCAAGACCAUCGAGGAUCUCAAGACUGGAACAAUCAAGAUCAAGGAGAAGAUCAAGUACUACUCUGAGAUCAAAUUCCGAGUCCAGCAUGAGAUUGUUACCGGUCUGGUCUACCAGCAGACUAUCUCUCGAAUGGGAGUGCCUAUCGAGACCCGAAAGCAGGUGAUGGGCUCAUACCCUCCCAACACCCCCGAGAACCCCUUCUAUGUCAAGAAGUUUGAGCUGCAGGAGGCACCCUCGGGAUUUCUGGUGCGAGGAAAGUACCUUGGCCAGUCAAAGUACAUUGAUGACGACGGUGUCGUUCAUGCCGAGUACCCUUUCAACUUUGAGAUCACCAAGAAAUAG